Messenger RNA from Panicum virgatum (switchgrass), 642 nucleotides. RefSeq names its product 60S ribosomal protein L22-like. The transcript has a single exon. The record is from RefSeq and is a predicted model, not a curated record. The coding region runs from base 1 to 642 and encodes 213 amino acids. Lineage: Eukaryota; Viridiplantae; Streptophyta; Magnoliopsida; Poales; Poaceae.
AUGGCAACGUUGUGCGUCCGCCACGCGGACUGCUUCGCCGCCCGCGCGUUCUUCGAGGCUCCUCUCCGGCCGAUGCAGCAGCGGAAGUCUCAGGCCACGGCUCCCCGGCCUGCGCCCGGGCCGGCGCGCGGACGGGCGUGCAACGCCAACGGGCGGCCGCGCAGGCGCCGGUCUCCCCCGGCGGCCAUGGAGAACGUCGUGAUCCUGAAGCGCGGGGAGCAGGUCCCGCCUGUGUUUACGGAGGCGUCGACGGUGGAGACGAAGGUGCAUGAGUCCGUGGAGGCCGCGAAGCAGAGCAGUGCAGAGGCGGCGGAGAAGGAAGAGCCGGUGGAUGUGGCUGCCGCAGACCGCCACGGCGCCGAUGCCACGAUAGCAGAGGCCGUGGCGGCCGCCGCGCGACCGCGACGGACGACCCUCCCACAGGCGGAGGAGGAGGCCGGGCGGGCACCCUUGUCAGCCGCGACCGCGCAGCCGGCGCCGUCGGCUCCGUACGCGGGCGCGUCGUUCCUCGUGGCCGCGCCCGACCCACGUGCCCUGCCCAUCCCGGGGCUCUUGCUGAAAGCCCGCGGCAGGGGCGCUCGGCCUCGGAUCCGUGCGCCUGACGACGAGCGCGCACCGGCGCCCACGGCUGCGGCAGCAUGA